Messenger RNA from Gallus gallus (chicken), 3162 nucleotides. RefSeq names its product formin binding protein 4 (gene FNBP4). Bases 83 to 3073 code for a protein of 996 amino acids. The record is from RefSeq and is a predicted model, not a curated record. Gene Ontology annotation, molecular function: protein binding. NCBI's taxonomy places the organism in Eukaryota, Metazoa, Chordata, Aves, Galliformes, Phasianidae. The transcript is spliced from 17 exons.
GGUGACGUCACCGGCCGCCGUGACGCACGGCGCCGCCGCCGCUCCCCUCCGCGCGGCCGUUUCCCUCCGCGCCGCCGCCGCAAUGGGGAAGAAGUCCCGCAGCGCGCCGGGCCGACGGCCCAUCCUGCAGCUCUCCCCGCCGGGGCCGCGCCGGGAGGACGCGGGGCCCUCGGGGCAGGCGGCGGAGGGGACGGAGUCGGGUUCGGAGCCGGACGAAGCCGAGGCGGUGCCGGAGCCGCCCCGCAGCGCUCCCAACCCGCCGCCCCCCGCGCCCGCCGCCGUCAAACCCACAGGUGGGCUGUGCCUGCUGGGCGCCUACGCCGACAGCGACGACGAGGAGGGGGAAGGCGGCGAGAAGCCGGCGCGCCCCGCCGGUGCCAACGGAAACAGCUCGACCGACAUCGACAGCACGCUGGCCAACUUCCUGGCGGAGAUCGACGCCAUCACGGCCCCCCCGCAGCCAGCCGAGCCCACCCCCGCUGCCGCCGCCCCGCCUCCCACCCCUCCCCGCCCGGAGCCUAAAGAGCCGGGCACGGCCGCCGGCACCACCACCGCCAACGGCACAGAUGCGGCCGCGGCCCCCGAGUGGCAGUAUGACACGCAGUGCUCGCUGGCAGGAGUGGGAGAACUGGAGAUGGGCGACUGGCAGGAGGUGUGGGAUGAGAACACCGGCUGCUACUACUACUGGAACACGCAGAGCAAUGAGGUGACCUGGGAGCUGCCGCAGUAUUUGGCAGCCCAGGUGCAGGGCCUGCAGCACUACCAGCCCAGCAGCACGGCAGCGGGCACCAAUGGGAGCUUCACAGCAGCUGCUGAGCCCUUGGCACAGGAGAAAACGGGUCCAGUAAGCGCUGCCAGACCCGGGGCUAAGCGGGAGGUGAAGAAGGAAGUAAAUGAAGGAGUGCAGGCGCUCUCCAACAGCGAGGAGGAGAAGAAAGGGGUGGCUGCAGCCCUCCUGGCGCCGCUUGUGCCGGAUGUGGUGAAGGAGGAAGAAGAACGCUGGAGGAGAAAGGUGAUCUGCAAAGAGGAAGUUGAGCCGCCCCCAGAAGAGGAGGUGAAAGCAGAGGAAGUGCCAGCUGCCUCUGAAGAGCCCAAGCCGGGCAAGGAUCCCCUGGAGGACACGCUGCAGGAGGAGCUGUGCAGUGUAGUACAGUCGGGGGAGAGUGGCGAGGAGGAGGAAGAGCAAGACACGCUUGAGCUGGAGAUAGUGCUGGAGAGAAAGAAGGCAGAGCUGCGUGCUUUGGAGGAAGGAGAUGGCAGCGUUUCAGGCUCCAGCCCGCUCUCUGACGGGAGCCAGUCGGCCUCGCAGGAUGCAACCCGCAGGCUGACCUCAAAGCGGGGGAAAUGGAAACUGUUUGUGGGAGCUGCCAGCCCUGAUUCUGCUAGUCGAGGCUCCAGCAAAACGGGCCGGGAGAGCCCGGAGGCGGGAGAAGCAGCUGUGAGCACAGAAGCAGCUGAUGGGCCUUCAGACAAAGACGCAGAGUCUGAGGAGCCCCAGGAGAAAGUCAAAGCACAAGUGGCACCAAAAAUAGAAGAGGAGGAACAGGACCUAAAGUUUCAGAUCGGAGAGCUGGCAAACACUCUGACUAGUAAAUUGGAGUUCCUGGGCAUCAACAGACAAUCUAUCUCCAACUUCCACAUGUUGCUGUUGCAGACAGAGACCCGCAUUGCAGACUGGCGAGAAGGUGCUCUCAAUGGAAACUACCUCAAACGCAAACUCCAAGAUGCAGCCGAACAGCUAAAACAAUACGAAAUAAACGCCACCCCUAAAGGCUGGUCCUGCCACUGGGACAGGAUCUCUGGAUCACCUCUUCUGACCAACAGCUCUGACAAAGGACAAACUUCAACUCAUCGCCGGAACGAAGAACAAGAUUUCUGUCUCCUGCCAGCAGGGAGCAUAGGCGCUAUUUCUAUGUUAACGAGCACUCAGGAGAGUCGCAGUGGGAGUUCCCCGACGGAGAGGACGAAGACGAAGGACAGCAGAGCGCCGACAGAAAGCCCGACGGUCCUCCCAAACCACCUCCCAAAGAGAAAGGAGAGCAUCCCGGCGACGCCACUGAGAGUUCAACAGUCCUCUGUCCCGGUCCUCCAACCUCCCUUGCCUUUGGAAAUGCCUCCGCCGCCUCCGCCUCCGCCUGACUCGCCGCCGCCGCCGCCACCGCCCCCACCACCUCCUGGAGAAGACGGCGAGAUCCAGGAAGUGGAGAUGGAAGAUGAGGGGGGCGAGGAGCCGCCUGCCCCGGGGACGGAGGAAGAUGCUCUGCUCAAGCCUCUCCUGCGCCCGGCUGUCAGCAGGAGCCAGGGCGCUGCGGAACCCAGCCCCGCACUGCUACUCUCCGCCAAGCCCCAGAAGCGGAAAGCCGCAGAGAUGAACCCGGAGCUGAUGCAGCGAACGGCCACCAUCGGCAGCUGCCCCGUCAUCUACAGCCAGCCCCUGAUGGCCGCUAGCAAGUACCAGCCUUCGCCCGUGCCCCUCACCUCCCUGAGGCCGCGCCAGCGCCUGCAGGGCGAGAUGCAGAGCCGUGCCAACCUCCGCCUGCCGCCAGGACACGCGGUCCCCCAGCCAUCCAGCAUGGCCAUGCAGCCCGGCUACUUGGGUGUGACGGCGCCCGCUGCGCCAUCCGUCAUGAGCUACUCUGAGUGCGCCAUGCCCGCCGGCCUUGCUGCAGUGCCACCAGCCCCGGCACGUGGCUCCCUGCCUGCCACCAGCACUGCUGAGCAUCCGCCUCCCCCACCUCCACCCCAGACACCCCCGCCUCCCACACCCAAAGCGCCGCCGCCGCCAGAUAAACCUGAAAAGCCAAGGAAGGGGAGGAAGGAGAAGAGCAAGAAGGGCAAAACAAAGAUGCCGUCACUGGUAAAGAAGUGGCAGAGCAUCCAGCGGGAGCUCGAUGAGGAGGAGAACUCCAGCUCCAGCGAGGAGGACCGGGAGACAACGGCGCAGAGGCGCAUUGAGGAGUGGAAGCAGCAACAGCUGCUCAGUGGCAUGGCGGAGAGGAACGCCAACUUCGAAGCGCUGCCAGAGGACUGGAGAGCACGGCUGAAGCGGAGGAAAACUGCAUCUAGCACAUGAAGCGUACACGGAGCGCUGUUUUUUACAGUUGUACAGUUUGGAGCCCUUUACGACUCAACUGUUGUCCAAUAAAUUGUAGCAGUUUGGGA